Molecule: messenger RNA, 2324 nt
Organism: Patiria miniata (bat star)
Lineage: Eukaryota; Metazoa; Echinodermata; Asteroidea; Valvatida; Asterinidae
Product: cytochrome P450 2J6-like
Exons: 2
Coding region: 357-1865 (502 amino acids)
Biological process (GO): xenobiotic metabolic process
Cellular component (GO): cytoplasm; intracellular membrane-bounded organelle
Molecular function (GO): oxidoreductase activity, acting on paired donors, with incorporation or reduction of molecular oxygen, reduced flavin or flavoprotein as one donor, and incorporation of one atom of oxygen; iron ion binding; heme binding
Source: RefSeq, a predicted model, not a curated record
AAGUUUGGUCCCAUUGGUCCCAUAUGGACUUUGAGCCUCCGUGUACGAUUGUUGUGUGUGUAGUUUGAGACAUGCGCAAAGCUGUCCAUACUUGUGCUUCUUGUUCUAAGUUCAUACGCGUAUCCCACCUUAGAUCUGGCAUCCGGUACAAACCAACUUGAUGCAAGUCUACACGUUACAUCGCAGCCUGAUUACUAAGCCAUAGUUUAUUACGAAAGACCUUAAGUGGCACAUAAAUUAAUUGUGUCUAGUCUAAAUUCUCUGUGUGCACAUGAACUUCGUAUCCCACGAGAGCUUGUAGUUCUGGCAGAUCGUCGUUUGCAAUCAACUGAAUAUAAGAAUAUAUAGACAGAACAAUGACCGUUCUCCAGAACGUGAUGUGGUUUCUGGACGUUCGCACAGUGUUGCUGUGUGUGGCUGUCCUUCUGGUUCUUCGCUGGUUCUUGGGGCGACCUAAGAACCUCCCUCCUGGCCCCUGGGGGUUCCCACUCAUCGGUUCCGUUCUGGCCAUUGGACGUGAGAUACGACGAGGCGUGGAACCCCACGAUCUCUUCAUGAGAUACGCUGCCAAGUACGGGCCCGUGUUUCGUCUCAAGAUCUUCAACAAGACAGUGGUUGUCCUCAAUGACUACUCCUCCGUGAAGGAAGCUUUCCAGCAUCCUCAAUUACAGGACCGACCUAAGAUGCUCUUGACUAAGGUUUUGAAAAGUGACGGUGUGUCAAUUGCCUCUGGCCAACCCUGGUUAGAGCUUCGUCGCUUCUCUCUGACUGUUCUAAGGAGCUUCGGAGUGGGCAAAACGAGCUUCGAGGAGAAGAUCGGCACUGAAGCUGAGGAACUGAUGAAGGAGAUGUCUGCCUUCAGCGGGAAGCCCUUUGACCCAAAACCGCUGCUCGGAAACGCAGUAUCCAACGUGAUAUGCAAUGUCGUUUUCGGCAAGCGCUACGAGUACACCGAUGAACAGUUCAAUAAGCUUUUGUCUUUACUCGGUCGCAAUUUCAAGCUGCUUGGUGCGGGUGCUGCGGUAAAUUUCUUCCCGGCCCUCCGCUAUCUGCCCUUCGUGUCUAUCGAUGAAAUAAUAGCUAAUUUUGAAGAGAUCCGCAUGUUCAUUACUACGAUCAUCGACAACCAUCGGGCCAACUUCGAUGCUGAUGAUGUGAAGGACUUCACCGACUCCUUUUUGAUGGAAAUCAAGCGGAAUGAGGCGAAGGAUGCGUCUGGAGUCAAACAUGGUUUACUCAGCGAGGGCAACCUCGUUGGUACCGUAACGGCCCUCUUCGCUGCUGGUUCUGAGACCACAGCCACUACGCUCCAGUGGACCCUCCUGUACAUGGCUGUCUACCCCGAGAUCCAGCAGAGAGUCCAGGCCGAGAUCGAUGCCGUGGUCGGUCGCAACCGGCUGCCUAGGAUGGCCGACAAACCGGAGCUGAACUUCACUCGAGCCGUCAUCUGGGAGGUUCAACGCCUGAGUCUGAUUGUGCCGUUGGGUGUUGCACAUGCUGCUGCCGCAGACACCCAAUUCCGUGGAUUCUUGAUUCCGAAAGAUACCCUCCUCGUUCCCAACUUGUGGGCGGUUACGCAUGAUCCCAAAGUAUGGCCGGAACCAGAUCAGUUCAAACCUGAGAGAUUCCUUAACGACAAGGGAGAGGCAGUUCAGGCAGAGGAGUUGAUACCGUUUAGCGUUGGUCGUCGGAGCUGCAUCGGUGAGCACCUGGCUAAGAUGGAGUUGUUUAUCUUCUUCAGCUUUUUUCUGCAUCAGUUCACCUUCAAGAAACCAGACAACUCGCCCCCACUGUCCCUGAAGGGAAGGGGUGGGUUGAACUACUCGCCUUUUAAUUUUGAGAUUUGUGUAAUCAGUCGUGAGUAAAGUUCCUUUCAAAUGAUUUUUUUUUAUUCAUUAACGUACGUUUUAUUUCAAGAGAGUCAAGUAGUGAGGUUUGUAUUGAAGAAUAUAACAGCAUACAUGUAUUUUGAUUUAUAGUGCAUACUACUCGUGAAACAACGAGAUGGCUUUGCUGCCUCAGCCGCUUGGUAGGGAAGCCGUGUUUUUAUUUGCAGCACACAUCGUCCAUGGAUCAUGAUUAUUCAGCUAGUUCGAUGUUUAUUCAUAAGAAAAUAACAAUGACGUCACACCAUUGCUAUCAGUCAGUCAUAUACAUGUACAUUAAAGCAUUUCAAAGAACGGCUUUCGUCGAGCUGCCACAGUGGCCUAAUGGAUAGUGGAAUGAGCUAUGGAUCGCAAGAUCUGUGGUUCGAGCUCAUGUCCAUUUUCAUCAAAUAUUUGGUAGGUUGGGAUAAGUUUAAUUGAAUGGAAAACACUACGAGA